This is a messenger RNA of Sphenostylis stenocarpa, 948 nucleotides long. The record is from the annotation of a GenBank genome assembly. Lineage: Eukaryota; Viridiplantae; Streptophyta; Magnoliopsida; Fabales; Fabaceae.
AUGGGAGAGCAAAAGGAGCAACCCAAGAAUGAACCCGAGAAGAAGCCCGACGAGGGAGCUCCCAAGAAAGACGAUGGACCCGCCCCUGUCGUUUACAAACUCGACUUGCAUUGCGAGGGAUGCGUCAAGAAGAUCAAACGCACCGCUCGCCACUUUGAAGGUGUUGAAACUGUGAAGGCAGAUCUAUCGACUAACAAGGUGACCGUUACCGGUAAAAUGGACGCCGAGAAGCUGCGAGAAAAGCUCGCCGAGAGAACCAAGAAGAAGGUUGAGUUCGUCACUCCUCCGCCGAAGAAAGAGGCCGCUGCCGAAAAACCGCCGGAAAAGAAGGCCGAAGAAAAGAAACCCGAGGAGAAAAAACCAGAAGAAAAGCCUAAGGAGAGCACGGUGGUUUUGAAAAUCAAACUGCACUGUGACGGUUGCAUUGCGAAAAUCCGAAGAAUCAUUCAGAAGUUCAAAGGUGUUACGUCGGUGACCCUUGACGGGAGCAAGGACUUGGUGACGGUGAAGGGAACGAUGGACGUGAAAGAGAUGGUGCCGUACCUGAACGAGAAGCUGAAGCGAAACGUGGAAGUGGUGCCUCCGAAGAAGGAAGAGGAGAAGAAAGAGAAAGACGGCGGCGGAGAGAAGAAAGAGAAAGAAGGCGGCGGCGGCGAGAAGAAAGAGAAAGACGGUGCGGCGGAGGCGAAGGCGGAGGUUAACAAAAUGGAAUACAUGUACCCAAUACCACCUCCUUCGUUCUGGUACGAAGGAGGACAUUUUCCCGGUCAAACAAGUUACGCUAUGGAGGUUCACCCAUCGUUUGCAAGUAACAAUCAUUACGUGGAGCAAGGGUACGUGAACCAUGGUUAUCCUAUGCAGCCACCUCUACCGUAUUACAUGCACCCUGGCGCCCCUCCUCCGCAGAUGUUCAGCGAUGAGAACCCCAAUGCUUGUUCCGUCAUGUGA